Molecule: messenger RNA, 444 nt
Organism: Symbiodinium pilosum
Lineage: Eukaryota; Dinophyceae; Suessiales; Symbiodiniaceae
Source: the annotation of a GenBank genome assembly
AUGUCAGCAAAGUGCUGCACGGUGAUUACCUGGUCCCUAGCAAGUCUUCGCUUUUUCAAGCAGUCCCUCUUUGCCCAGAUUGCGAAGCGGCUUGUCAGAUCGGCGGAUCUGAGCAGCUGUGAGCCUUAUGAGCUGACAAAUUUGCUCUGGGCUUUCGCUGUACUUUGCAAGCAGCGACGGCAAUUGGGGCAGGACCUGGCAGCACCAGUCCUAGCACUAUGUGCUAUGUCCACUGACAUCAUCGGCCAGAGAGGUGGAACUUGGAAGGUGCAGGUGCUGAUGUCCGCUAUGGUGUCCAUAUCCAUUCUCCCGUGGCACAGCUCCAGCCUCGAAGUCUUCUUCGGCAUGGUUGACGAGCUGGCAGCACGGCAGGCCGAACUCGAGAAGGAGAACACCAGGCAAGUGGGGCUAUCCUUCGAGGAGCUCCGCAAAAGGCAGCCGCAG